AUGGCUGCCGAUGACAGAGAAUAUCUCUCCUUGAAGGUUAUGCGGCUUUCGCAGCCAUCAUGGGAGACUAACGUAUGGCCAUUUGUUUCUCUCCGCGACGUAGCGCGCGAAGAUGCUGAUGCACUGCAGGCUGCGACAGAGGAGGCGGUCAAUGAGAAAUGGCUAUCGAGUGCUCAUGCCCUGCUACUGCCAGUAACACAAGGGCGAGUCUUUAGUGGGGAAGUUUUCUCGGCAUACCUCAAUAUUACGAACACAUCAGCAGUUCAAGCCAACAACGUUAAGCUUCAGGUUGAGCUUUUCCUAGGGCGCUUCCGAUAUGUAUUAUUUGACAAUUCUGAGGAUCCUGUUUUAAGCUUGAAUCCUGAAGAUUCGUUCGACUGCACGAUUCAGCACCAGCUUGAGGAGUCCGGAACAUGCAUGCUCGUUUGCUCCAUUUCACAUUACAUCGCUUCAUCUGCGGAGCCGAAAUCCUUCAAGAAGUCAUUCAGAUUUACUGCUCAGAGCCCAUUCAAGGUUACCCAUCGCAUUGCGCACCUACAAGACAAAACAGUUGUUGAAUGCACACUACUUAAUGUAUCUCAGCAGUUUGUUUUUCUGAAUGAGGCCACAAUACUAUUCUGCAAAGGAAUUCACAACUUUCGCCCUAAGGACUGUUUUACUGUACUCUUUGCGCUCUUUCCCACAAAUCCUCAGCUGUUUUUGGAAGACCUAGCGAAGCACGUGCCGAACUUGGGACAACUAACACUUCAAUGGCGCACAUCAACCGGGGGAGUUGGAACCUUAAGCGAUUACUUGCUGACAAAUGUGCCUCAGCCGAUGCAGCCGCUUGAAGUCCGUCUAGCUUCAUUUCCAUCAUCAGUGGAGGUCGAUCGGCCAUUCCAUGUGGAGUUAGAGGUCAUCAACAGGCUUAACACGGCUCUGCAACUCGUGCUUAAUGUCAAGCUUUCAGAACUCGAGCCGUUUGUCCUGGAAGGCCCAAGCCAGCUGGUAAAUAUUAUGUUUCCCCUAAGUUCGCAAUGUAAGCAUUAG
Eimeria necatrix is the source of this 1029-nucleotide messenger RNA. RefSeq names its product DUF974-domain-containing protein, related. The transcript has 9 exons. The record is from RefSeq and is a predicted model, not a curated record. NCBI's taxonomy places the organism in Eukaryota, Apicomplexa, Conoidasida, Eucoccidiorida, Eimeriidae. Gene Ontology annotation, cellular component: TRAPPIII protein complex. Bases 1 to 1029 code for a protein of 342 amino acids.